AUGGUUGUGGCGGAGCUUCUGCAAUGGAGGGCCCCUGUGCCCUUGAUCCUCUUAUGCGUCCUGGUGCUAUUCAACCCGCGGUUGAAUCAUGGCCAGGACCUGGAUUUUGCUGAAAUAUUUGCAGGGUCUGCUGAGGUCAGUGCCAAAUUGCGGCAGGACAGUCUUGCCUUUGCACAGGUUAGACAUUAUCAGUGUUACUUAUAA
Molecule: messenger RNA, 204 nt
Organism: Symbiodinium natans
Lineage: Eukaryota; Dinophyceae; Suessiales; Symbiodiniaceae
Source: the annotation of a GenBank genome assembly